AUGACAUGUAUUGUAUCGGUGCAAAAUGCACCUGUAGACAGGAGGGUGUUGACAUGUUACUGGCCGGACUGUCGAGAAGUCCGGGUGAACGUGACGGAAGUUCGUGAAGUGUUUGUGACAUCCUGUGGACUUAACCGGGUGAUUGUCUUCGGGGACCCUGCCAUGAUAAAGAUUCGAGAUCUUCGUGGUCGUAUUUGUGAGGCAACAUUCAGUCCUUCACCACCUAAGCAUAGUGAUACCACGAUCGGACAAUCAGAGACAUCAGAGACUACGCCAUUGAUCACUAAACCCACACUUCUGUCUACAGCUCAAGCAGAGACAACUAUGCUGACCAAGUCCGGACAAACAGAGACACCAGAGACUACGCCAUUGAUCACUAAACCCACACUUCUGUCUACAACUAGUCAAGCAGAGACAACUAUGCUGACCAAGUCCGGACAAACAGAGACAUCAUCAUCAGCCACGUCAAUAAUCACUCAACCUGUGUCGACAGCUAAUGAAGCAGGUAUGAAUGAAAAGCCUCAUGAUCUAGGAGAAACAACAUCAACCGUAACAACAGCAGGAAUCACUGUUAAAACAGAAUCAGGACAGGAAAUUCUGAAUAAACUGUUGGCGAAGUUAAAUAAACCGUUGGAAGAUGGGGAGACACUCUCAGAUAAAGCUCUUGGGCUCUUAGCAUGGGCGGUUGCAACCACCUUUGCGGUUGCAAUUCUGCUGUUAAAAAAGUGGCUUAAGAAAAAGUGUGAGAACUGUGUGAGAGAGGAUGAUGAUGUGCCUACACCACCCCCCCAAUCCAUUGAUGAUGAACACUCUUCCUCCUCCUCCACAUCCCCUGAUCCUGACCUAUCUACCAUUCACCCCUCCACCCCAACCACCAUUCACAAUGAUGAUGAUGAUGAUGAUCAGACCACUUUUAAUGAUGAUGAUGGCAUCAACCCGCCUCCAAGAACCAGUACCCCUCCAUCCCCCAAUGAAAGCCGAAGACCCCUGAUCACUCCCCUAUCCUCUGUCACCACCUCCCCAGAUGUUGAGGAAGAAGAUGAAUGCGUAGCUCGAAACACUAGGUCCAAGCGACAACUGAAAUUUUAGGUCUUGUUAACGAAAGCAAAACUUUACAUGUAAAUGAUAGUGGUUUUUAUGUUUGAUUUUUACAUUGAGAUUCGGUUUUUAAUAAACUU
Messenger RNA from Saccostrea echinata, 1178 nucleotides. Its product is annotated as mucin-2-like. Bases 1 to 1089 code for a protein of 362 amino acids. Lineage: Eukaryota; Metazoa; Mollusca; Bivalvia; Ostreida; Ostreidae. The record is from RefSeq and is a predicted model, not a curated record. The transcript is spliced from 10 exons.